Cynara cardunculus var. scolymus (artichoke) is the source of this 1506-nucleotide messenger RNA. RefSeq names its product disease resistance protein RRS1-like. The record is from RefSeq and is a predicted model, not a curated record. Lineage: Eukaryota; Viridiplantae; Streptophyta; Magnoliopsida; Asterales; Asteraceae. Bases 1 to 1506 code for a protein of 501 amino acids. Gene Ontology annotation, biological process: defense response. The transcript has 6 exons.
AUGAAUUCUGGAAUUCAACGUGUACUCRUAAGGAGCUAUGACUCAUUGCCGAAUAAAACUAGUAAAGAGUUGUUUUUGCACAUCGCUUGUUUUUUUGUUGGAGAGGACAAGGAUUAUGUGGAACAGAUAUUGGAGCAUGAUUAUUGUGCACCAUCUGGGAUCCAAGUCCUAAACAGUAGAUGUCUUCUUUCUGUAUCACCAAACAACAAACUGAUGAUGCAUCAAUUGAUCCAAGAAAUGGGGAAAAGUAUAAUCCGUGAAGAAUCAAAACACCCUGCAGAACGUAGUAGAGUUUGGCUUAGUAGUGRCUCUCUCAAGAUCUUGAGCAAAGGAGAGGCAUCAGAUCUUAAGACAGAUUCACUUACAAAAAUGGAUAACCUAAAAUUGCUCCAGCUAAAUGAUGUGCAUCUCACUGGAUCCUACAAGGGAUUUUCAGAAGAUUUAAGAUGGCUAUGCUGGCGUCGGUUCCAUUUAACAGCUAUACCGUCUGGCUUAUUCCAGGGAAACUUGGUGACUAUAGAUAUGAGAGAUAGCAAGUUGGAAGUAUUUGAACCACCCAUCGUUCUUCAUUACCUCAAGACUCUAGAUCUUCAAGGCUCAAAGUCUCUGUCUGAAAUCCGCAAUAUAUCUCGUCUCCCUAAUCUUGAGACUCUGAUUCUUUGUGACUSUUCUAAAUUGGUUAAUGUUUGUGAAAGCAUUGGAAGCCUUAUGAAUCUUUGUAGUGAACAUGAUCAGUACCUGGAUUUAGGAGGAGGCGUGUUUGAAAGCUUGCCUAGUUACAGUCGUCUUAAAAAUCUUAGGGUCCUUGACUUGAGUUGCUGCAAUUUUCUUAAAUGGCUUACAUGUCUCCCAAGUGCACUUGCAGAAUUUUUGUCUGAAAUUGAAGGCUUUAUAAAAUUGGUGUUAAUAGCCAAACAUGUUCGAGCUGAUUUAGGACACAUGGUGUGGCUAAAAAAAUAUGAAUAUCUUAGGAUGCCCCUCUYUGGCGAUAGAAGGGAGGAUGACGAGCUCAGCGCUGUUGUCGGAAGCAAAAUCAAGAUGUUGUAUGAAUUCGGUAUAAUGAGCAYGUCUCUGCCAUACAUAGUGGAUCCAAGCCUAAUACAUGGAUACAUAUCAAAAUCACCAUCUUUGUCCUUUGAGGUUCCUUCAUGUCCCAAGAAUAGGAGGCUGAUAGGAAUGAACAUAAGYUUCAAAUAUACAGUAUCAUGUGAUUAUGAUUGGGCAUGGUUUGCUAAACUCAGUACCAACAGUGGUGUUGCUUAUAUAUACAACCCCCAUGUCUUUGAGAACCCUGGAGUUGGUGCAGUUGGUAUAUGGUUAAGCUAUUGGCCAAUUGGAAGCAAGUUAAACGUUGGAGAUGAAGUUAAUGUGUCUAUCGUUGAUGUUGUGAUGAAUGGAACAUUAAAGGUACACGAGUGUGGUGCAACUCUUGUAUACGAGAAUGAAGAUGAUACCUUGAAAAUUAACAUGCAACGGGAUUUGUCGACAUUCCAACUAAGAACAUGA